UGCAUCUUCAAUAAUCAAUUGUUUUAAAUCCUAUUAAUUAUUUUGGAUAAAAUGUGAAGUAAUUGCAUAAUUUCAAUACGAUUUUCACACAUCACGUAUAUAAAUACCUUACACCGUCGCCCAGUACCACCUUUAAUUUAAAACGUAAACAAAAUAAACCAGCAAUUGAGCCGAUCAAGCUUAUCUUGCAAAAAUAUUCUGAUAUACUGAUAAUGUUACAAAUGAAGUAAUAAGUGUGUAUUACUUCAUUUAUUAGUGGGGAAGAUUGUGUAGAUACGAAACACACGAGUAUUGAAAGUGCGUGGUUAAACGUGUUAACAACACCGGCGAAUAAGCGAAUUCAAAAUUAUGUUGCACUGGCUUCAGCAUCGAUGGACAAGCCUUUGGUUGCUAAUAACGGCCUUGGCAGCCUUAUGCCUAUUUCUAUAUGGUUUUUUCCCAUUGAAAUAUCAUUCAGGCAAACUGGCCACUAUGGAUGAUUUACCAAAUGUUAUUAAUGGAGUAAGUAUUGAUGGCCAACAAGUAUACAAUUCUGGUGAAAAUAGUGUAAUUCUGAUGGUGAUAGACGGUUUAAGAUAUGACUUUGCGACAGAGGAGUACAUGCCAUUCACUGGAGAACUUGUAAAAAAUAAGUCAGCAUGCCUUUAUGUGUCUGUUGCUGAACCUCCCACAGUUACCAUGCCAAGGAUUAAGUCACCAGACAGAAAGAAGGAAAAGGCACAGUGGAGGCGCACAAUAAACUUCUGGAGGGAUAUCUUUGCUAUGAUGACUGGAAGUGUAUCGACGUUUGCGGAUGUAGCGUUGAACUUCGGCGCUCCCGCAGUGGUCGGUGAUAGCGUGUUGCGAGUCGCGGCGGCGAAGGGCCGUCGCACCGUCAUGUACGGCGACGACACGUGGCUCAGACUAUUUCCUGGAUUGUGGACGGAAUCUGAUGGCACCACUUCGUUCUUUGUCACAGAUUAUACAGAAGUCGAUAACAACGUAACACGCCAUCUCGAUAAAAUUCUAACUCCAGAUGAGAAAAAGAAACCCCCGUUUGAUUUGCUCGUCCUCCACUAUUUGGGUCUCGAUCACAUCGGACACUUGGAAGGAGCGAGGAGUCCGAAAAUAAAACCUAAACUUUUGGAAAUGGACGACGUAGUCCAGAAAAUAUACAAUGCUAUGCAAAAAUGGGACCGCAAGGCCGUCCUGCUGGUGUGCGGCGACCACGGCAUGCGCGACGCGGGCGGCCACGGCGGCGCCUCCCCCGCGGAGCUGCUCGUGCCCCUCGUCUUGCUCUCGAACGACGGCUUCCGCUGCCCGCACGAGGCGGGCGGCGGCACGGUGUCGCAGACGGACGUGGCGCCGUCGCUGGCGUGGCUGCUGGGCGCGCCGCCGCCGGGCGACAGCGCGGGCCGCGUGCUGGCGGCGCUGCUGCCGGCCGACCCGCGCCAGCACCUCUACCUGCUGCACGUGCUGGCCGAGCGGUCCGCGCGCCUCGUGCCCGCCACCGACAAGGAAUUUUACAAACAAUUCGAACGCGCUAAAACGCAAUUCGCCCAUUACUUGGUCACUGGACAGCAGAGCGCCGCCAAGAUAGCGAAGGAAUUCUACGAGGAAUCUCUAGAGGAAAUGUCCAAGUACCUCACAGAGACGACCACGGACUUCGACAUGUUCUCUCUCAUCGUCGCUACGGUUAUUUUGUAUCUUCUAGCCGGGGCCCUCCUCUGCGUAACACUCUUCUCUCUCCAACCGGAAAUACGAAGAAAAAUAAGCUUGCCAAAGUUACAACGCCAAUCAAAAGCCAGUUCAUUGAUCGCAUUCGUGAUCGUACUGGUCAUUUCCGCUUUCACACUGAUCAUAUCCUGUUUUAUAACGGAAACGAAGAGCCAGUUCUGUUCCUUCAGCCCGCAAUGGAGUAUAGCAUUUGUAGCGGCGGCCGUAACGAUAACAGUUACAUACUUCAUUGUCAAGACGACAAUAGAAAAUAUCAAAGAUCUCUCCACGUUGAGCGAUCUGAACGCGAUCGACUAUUUGCUGAUCAUCGGCACGCUCUUUCAUUCUUGGUCGUUCUUCGGCACGAGUUUCAUAGAGGAGGAGCACAUGACGUGGUACUUCUUUUGGAACACGCUGAUGUUCUUCGUCCUGGUGCGGACGAUCGUGGUUGUCGUGAUGUAUUUCACGAAGCGAUGGUCGGGAGCCACGGAAUAUCAGGAGAAACCGGAUCUACAGAAUCGAAUGAGCUCGGUCGGUGUCAGCAUCGUGCCCCAGUGGGUGCUGUUGAUCGCUUUGCAUAGAUAUUUAAGGACAAUGAACCAAACUGGGGAUCGUUGGUUGUUUCUCCCAGAUACAGCGGAUUGGUUGAACUCGCCUGAAAACGCUUUCUAUCUAGAAGCACAUCUUGUUUUAGGCAGUCUUCUAACUUUAUCAAUAUGCCUUUGGAACAUUCGCUUCAUGAACAAUUAUAUGCAGACACACUCGGCGCUAACUAUUUUGGCAACGGCGUGCAUAUUCUGCCACCGGAUCGCGACCAACGCUUUAGGGUCGCCCUUCCCCAUCAUAAAGACCUUUGACCCCGUUAUAAUAGUUAAUAUAUUUUGGGGACUACUGAUAAGCCAAGUGAUCUUCGAGCUUCUCACUUACAUUGGAAUCUUUAAAUCGUGCGGCUUUCCAUUGAAGAGUGACAAUAAAUUUGCAUACAACAAGCCCAAAGCAAAGAAUGAAGAUAUUUUCUACGAUAGAGUGGAGGAGCCUUGGAAUAUAGAUGAAGUGAAGCUGAACCUCGCUCGAUCGAUCACUCAUAUCAUGUUCAAUGAUUUAAUGUUAAUAAUAAUUCUACUAAUGAAGCCGCAUAACGUGAUAAUGGUCCCGAGCAUUUAUUUUACCUGCAAGCUGACGUCAAAGUGCUUAGACCAUAAACUGUUGGACGCUAGAAAGAGAAAGGAUACGGAAAUUUUAGAUGUACUGAGCAAUUCGCUCGUUCACCUUUGGAUUGGAGUCCUGUUUUUCUUUUAUCAGGGCAACUCGAACAGCCUGGCGUCCGUGGAGCUGGGCGCGGGCUACGUGGGGCUGCGCGCGUACAGCGCGGCGCGCGUGGCGCUGCGCGUGGGGCUGCACGCGUACGCCGCGCCCGCGCUGGCCGCCGCGCAGCUGCUCUGCGCCGCCGCCGCGCGCGCCGCGCACUGGCACGGGUAUUUAGAAUCGGUGUGGAGAGUGAUAAAUAUUUUCGCCUUGCAAAGGGUAUACCAGCUCGUAAUAUACUGUUUCAUAGCAAUUUUGUUUAGGCAUCAUUUAUUCGUAUGGACAGUUUUUUCACCAAAGUUACUAUACGACUUUGUCGCUACGGUGUUUUCAGUACAAGCGUUGUCUACGAUAUUCGUAAUAGUACUGCUGACGCAUGCGUCGAGUUGGAUCGCGAAAAAAUUAACGUACAAAUCAACAGUGUGAAUUAAAUGUCAGAUCACGUAUUAAAGUACAAUAAUUUAAAUGGAAUAAUAUUAGAAUAAUAACUGUAUAUAUUUCUUACGUAGCAUGGGUACGGUGAAGAUUCUAGAGAAGUAGUUAAUAAUAAAACCGAAUGAAUUACUAAUCGAAUUAUUUUACCGUAAAGGAUGAAUCGAUAUUGAAAACAAAAAUUUAGGCACAAUAAAAAAGCAGUUUUUAUAUUAUUUAAAAUGUAUUAAUAUGAUAACUGCAAUUAUAUGACUUCUUUCAAAUCAUUAAAAAGUAAACACUCUAAUUUACGAUUCAUCACAUUACGAUUCGAGUGUUUGUCAUAUAAAUUUAAAAUACAAAAAUUACACAUAAUUUUUGUUUAUCUAGUUCUAUACACUUUAAAAUUACCGUUUUUAAUUAAUCAUGCUAUGGGAAUAAGAUUAUGUACAUAGAAAAUAAUGUUUGAUUUACGGUAUAUUUAUACCUAUUUAAAAAUCAGACCACUUUUCUACUCGACGUAAAAAACCCACAGGUGUCGGAAAGACAUUUUAACACGCGUAUCCACCAACCCGUAGUAGAGCAACAAAGUGUAAUAAACUCUAAUUCUUUAAAAAAUAUCACCUGCAAUCGAAGGACAUUUACUCGUAACUAUUUUUAUUCUUAAUUGUAUAUUGGUGUCGGCCCUACUGGCCUUCUCAGCAUGAGACGAACAUCCUACGGUCUCCUACGAGAACGCACUGUAAAUCAGUAUUCGUGGCGCCACCUGUCAUUCCUCCCUAGAAAUAAAAUGUAUUACUAGGAAGGAAUGACAGGUGACGUUAAAUCCUUAUUGAAUAGUCGAUGUGUUUCGUUAAUCUAUUUGUAAAUUAAUAAAAAUUAUAAAUUUAAUAUCGUAAUAUAGACAAAAUAACUUUUCAUACCCUCCCGUAACUAUUUUGAAAAUAAUA
Messenger RNA from Nymphalis io (European peacock), 4361 nucleotides. RefSeq names its product GPI ethanolamine phosphate transferase 2 (gene PIG-G). Gene Ontology annotation, cellular component: endoplasmic reticulum membrane. Bases 349 to 3426 code for a protein of 1025 amino acids. The record is from RefSeq and is a predicted model, not a curated record. NCBI's taxonomy places the organism in Eukaryota, Metazoa, Arthropoda, Insecta, Lepidoptera, Nymphalidae. The transcript is spliced from 13 exons. Gene Ontology annotation, biological process: GPI anchor biosynthetic process.